Molecule: messenger RNA, 1446 nt
Organism: Caenorhabditis briggsae
Lineage: Eukaryota; Metazoa; Nematoda; Chromadorea; Rhabditida; Rhabditidae
Gene: Cbr-cfi-1
Product: Protein CBR-CFI-1
Exons: 7
Coding region: 1-1446 (481 amino acids)
Biological process (GO): regulation of transcription by RNA polymerase II
Cellular component (GO): nucleus
Molecular function (GO): DNA binding
Source: RefSeq, a predicted model, not a curated record
AUGUCGGUGCGAAUCGACGAACCGCAACUGUUCGUUAGCAUGUCAAAAGAGCCAACUCAAGAAACUGUUAAUGUUGGAGCACACGAUGAAACUAGCAGCAAUUGUGAUGAGAGACCGGAUGAUCAGAUUGAUGAGCAGAAAAGCACUCCACCCGGAUCCCCAGAUCUAGCAGCAAAUCUCAACAUGUUCGACAUGGAAUCCCGUCAAAAAGUGGUCCAACGACUCAUACAUUCCCAAUUAAAUCUAUCAAAUCUUCGAACGCCACUGAACCUUCCACCAAUAUUUCAAGCAUUACAAGGACCUUUCAAUAUUCAGCAACAACUACUCGGGUUGGCUUCUGGGUUAACAGCCAUCUCCCCUGGUCUUGAUGAUUAUGAUGAGGAGAACACAAAUGGAGUAGAGCCAGAAGAUUUGACGUUAGGUGGAUUCAGAAAAGAGAAUUCAGUGAAAUCAGAUGAGCCAUCAGAAUCUGGAGUCAAUGCUUCAGGGGGUCCAGCAUGGUCAUAUGAAGAACAGUUUAAGCAGUUGUACGAGUUGUCGGAUGAUGUGAAAAGGAAGGAAUGGUUGGAUGAUUGGCUCAAUUUUAUGCAUAGAAUAGGCAAACCGGUGACCCGAAUUCCAAUUAUGGCAAAACAAGUACUUGAUCUCUAUGAACUCUAUCGACUCGUUGUUCAACACGGUGGUCUUGUUGAAAUAAUAAACAAAAAAUUAUGGAGAGAAAUCACGAAAGGACUCAAUCUACCCUCAUCAAUUACAUCUGCUGCAUUCACUCUCCGAACACAAUAUCAGAAAUAUUUAUAUGAUUAUGAAUGCGAAAAAGAGAAAUUAUCAAAUCAAUCGGAUCUACAACAAGCAAUCGAUGGGAAUCGUCGAGAAGCUCCUGGAAGACGGACUGCUCCUUCAUUCCCGUUACCAUUUCAACUUCCUCAUGCUGCUAAUGCGGCUGCCAGUAUGCUCAAUAAGCAGUUAAAUGGGCUUGGAAUGAGAAAUGAUCUCCUUGAUGAUGAAAAUACAUUGAGCCUUCAAGCCAGUGGUCUGUUCGGAGCCGGCUAUGGAGCUGAACAAAUGGCAAUGCUCGAGGCUCAUCAGAGAAAUAUGGAAAGAGCACAAAGAGUCGUGGAACAAGCUGCCAGACAGAGUUUAGGAUUGACAGCUAAUUCAAAUGGAAAUGGAGGAAACCAUUCGAAUUCUGGAAGAGAAUCCACGUCUAGCAAUGAUUCUGAUAUUCCAGGUAAUCGAUUUAAGACUCUCAAGGAAAAUAAUUUGAUUUCAGUAAAACGAGCAAAGUUGGAAAUCGAUCACAAAUCGAAUAGUAAUUCUAGUUUACGGAUUAGUACAAAGACAUCAGAUGAUUCCAAAAACUCGAUGACAGUUUCGAUGGAAAUCAAUGGAAUUACCUAUCAAGGAAUACUAUUUGCUCAAGAUGAAGCCAUCUCCGAGUCUUAA